This is a messenger RNA of Trichoderma reesei QM6a, 1374 nucleotides long. RefSeq lists its product as uncharacterized. The record is from RefSeq and is a predicted model, not a curated record. The coding region runs from base 1 to 1374 and encodes 457 amino acids. NCBI's taxonomy places the organism in Eukaryota, Fungi, Ascomycota, Sordariomycetes, Hypocreales, Hypocreaceae. The transcript has 3 exons.
AUGCUGCAUAUGCCAAUCGGUCGCGGAAUCCUCCCCUUGUUCAUCACGGCCUUAUCAUUCGCGAACGCCUUCAAAGUCUCCCCGAAUUCACCAUGCACAAGCGUCUGCACCACCUCCGACUCAUCGCAAUCCGAUCCAAAGUUCUUCAAUCACCAAUGGGAAGACGUUGUCUGCAAUGACCAGGACUUGGACGGUACAUCAAAGGGGCAGAAGCUGAAGAGCUGCUUCACGUGCCUGCAGAACAGCACUUACACCCAUGAUGGCGAGAGUGACCAGCAGUGGUUCCUUUAUAACCUGCGGUAUUCUUCUAGCUACUGCAUGUUUGGCUACCCGAACAGCACCGGCAUUGACUCCGGCCCUUGCACGACAUCCGAAGGGUGCGGCAACCUAGCCUCGGCUCUUGAGUUUGGCAUCAAGGAUCCAAACAACUCGACCCUCUAUGACUAUUGCGAUGCAAGUGGAGGCGCCAUCACGAGUGACGAUGUCGAGGGAUGCUUGGGGUGCGUUGGGGCCGAUGGAGAUCAUCAAUAUCUAUCUAAUUUCCUUCUCACGAUUCAAGGUGCAUGCAGGUCAAAGCCUGCCCCUGGCGACAUCCUCAUACUCAACAAUACCAUCUUUGGCGAUGACACCAUCCAAGUUCUCGACCCAUCAUCCCCAGCCGCAAAUGAUGGCCCCAAAAUUUCCAGCUCGAGAAUCGUAGGCAUCGCUGUUGGUGGCGCCGUCCUACUUGCGCUGGUCGCAGGUUUCAUCUUUGUGUGUGUUCGCAAGCGCAGGAACCGCGCGAGACAGCAGAACCGCACAUCUGACUAUUCUUUCCGCUGCCAGACCAGAGUGACGCCCGUCACUCCAAGGUUCCCUGAGGAUGUUCAGACAAACGUCACCUCAAAUGGGGAAAAGAACGCGCAUGUCAUGGUCACCACCGGCCUUGGAGCCAGCCCGUAUUCCGCCCAUCAAUAUCCCUGGAAUAGCCAAAGCUCGUUGACCGUCAGCAUCAACAGACAGCAGGGCCCAGUGACGAGGCCAAGUAUUGUCACGGCUUUGUCGCCGCCAUCCCAGGCAUACAUAUCACCUCGGGCUUCCUCGCCUGACGACUUUGCAACGCCAGCGUCCGCUGUUUCGACUCGCUCCAACGCGCCUCUUCUUAGCCAUCAGCCCCCAGGAUAUACCCCUUCUCCUCACUUGAGCCCGUCCAGCUGGUCACCGACUCCGAGGCCCCAACGACCUGAAAGAAAGUGGGAAGAGGAGAAUGGGGGAAUCACCAAUGCUCUUGGGCUGAUCAGCAAGAAGAAGAGUAGGACAAGCGUGGGGAGUCCCGCGCAGAGCGAUAUACUCAUCACUUCUUUUCCACCGCCGCCUACCCGUGGAGCGAGGUAG